Molecule: messenger RNA, 1686 nt
Organism: Lates calcarifer (barramundi perch)
Lineage: Eukaryota; Metazoa; Chordata; Actinopteri; Centropomidae
Product: E3 ubiquitin-protein ligase CCNB1IP1
Exons: 5
Coding region: 104-889 (261 amino acids)
Biological process (GO): reciprocal meiotic recombination
Cellular component (GO): synaptonemal complex
Molecular function (GO): ubiquitin protein ligase activity
Source: RefSeq, a predicted model, not a curated record
GAGUUACAAUCAGCCAAUCAGAUCGCACCAUUCAUUACCGUCACCUGCUGUCACCUGCAGAGGGAAAAAGUAGCCUCAACCGGUACUUCCCACAGUCACAGCCAUGUCCCUCUGUGAUGACACACUCCUGUGUAACUUCCCAAAGUGCCGGACCAAGCUGAGCGGCUUCGCCUGGGUCACAGCGUGCUCACACGUUUUCUGUGAUCAGCACGGGUCCGGUGAGUUCAGCCGCUCUCCCGCCAUCUGCCCGGCCUGCUCCUCUGCGCUGUCUGGGAAGCUGGACAUUGUGAGGACGGAGCUGUCUCCCUCUGAGGAGUACAAAGCCAUGGUGCUGGCAGGUUUGCGACCAGACGUAGUUCUGGACAUCAGCGCCCGUGCUCUGGCCUUCUGGAGCUAUCAGGUCCAUCAGGAGCGUAUGUACCAGGAGUACAGUCUAUCACGGGCCGAGGCGCAGCUGAAGCAGAUGGAGAAGGUACUGACCCAGCAGAACCAGAGCAGAGAACUGGAGCUCACCGCCAUGAGAGGAGAAAUCGCUUCACUGAAAAAAGUGAUGGAGGAGUAUAAGAGGAAGUACAGUGAGGUGUCAGAGAGGCUGAUGGAGAGGAACAGGCAGUACCAGAAACUACAGGGGCUGUAUGACUCUCUGAGGCUGCGAAACAUGGUGGUGGGUGUUGGGGAAAGAGACACGCUGCCACAACCAGCACAUCACGACUACAGCACUGGGGUGGCUCGACAGGCGACUCCCCAGAGGAGCCCUCAGUUCCUCUCCCUGGGCUCCGAAGCAGACAGUCGGUUCUUCUCCUGCCUGGAGGCCGAUGGAGCCAAGACCUUCUUCCAGUUCAGCUCCCCUGCCAGGGAGAGAGGCCGGCCCUUCAUCAAGAAGCACUGAGAUGAGCAGGUUUCAUAGUGACUUUAACUUAAGUGAUAUUAUUCACUUCACCAAAUUGUUCAGGUUUAAUAUUAAUUCAGUUGGAGGUUUUUGGCCUAAGUGCAUUUUUGUACUAUUUAUUGUCAUUUUGAACCAUAGAUGUGUUUUUGGACCUUACUGGGCUAAAAUUGUAGUUGAACUUAGCUAUGAUAUCUUAGUCCUGUCUUUGUAUAUUUGUGUUUUAAGUCCUAUAAGAGUAGAAAAAAUACAACAUUGUCUUUUCACAGAGUACUGCCUACUUUAGUCUUCUUCAUUAUGUAGAUUAUGUCAGAUUUAUAAGACAUAACGCAUUCAGGGGGACACUACCAUAGAAGUAUGGCCUUUUUUUUCUUUCAGUAUUUUCAUAUGUGAAUAAUAUCUUAAAAAUAUAACAAGUGUAGGGUGACAGGGUCUCACUGUAACUGAAAAAGAGAAAAGGGACUGCUGGUUCUGUGCCAAAAAAUAUCACAAUACUCCAUACACAUUUUAAUAGCACUGAGAUCAUACAGUUCAGAAAUAGAUGCUACACUCUGCCACCAAAAGGUUGGUGGUGUUAUUGCCACAUCAGGUCUGCAUAAAGAAUAUCACAUUUCCUUCAUUUGUAUAGUGCAUUUGUGUUGUGUGUGUGUAAUGUGAAGUUUGUUACUGCACAACAAAAAACCAAAGUAGGUUGUUAACUGGUUGAUCUAGACCCAAGAAUGAAAAACAAAACCUUUAAGGCAAAAGUUUUUUUUUUGUUUUUUUAAGGAUAAACUGAAGUCAUCACAGGUUCAUUCCUU